AUGGAGCAGCUCGCGCAGAAAGUCGGCGGCUUGAGCCUCGACGCCCUCGCCGAGAAGUAUCCCAACUGCUUCCCGGAUCUGAACCCGUUCGAUUUCUACCGCGCCCAUUUGUCCAAUGUUCUGGCCGAUAUCACGGGAGUCGAACCCAAGAUCAUCUUUGGGGCGCUCUCGUGGACAUCAAGUCUCGAUAAGGGAGACUUGAUCUUGGCUGCACCGGCGCUGCGCGUCAAGGGGAAGAAGCCGGAUGAAUUGGCGAAGGAAUGGGCUGAGAAGUUCCCGGAAAACGACCCGCUCUUCCAGAAGCCGACUGUGGUCAACUACUUUAUGCCCUUCUACCUCAAGCCCGCCCCCGCCGUCGAAACCGUUAUUCCCCUUAUCCAAAAACAGGGGGCCGAGUUUGGCAACAACAAGUCCCUGGGCCUCAAAGACCCCAAGGACCCCAGCCAAGGAAAGAAGCGCAUCAUCGUUGAGUUCAGCUCACCCAACAUCGCCAAGCCGUUCCACGCCGGUCAUCUGCGCAGUACCAUCAUCGGUGGCUUUCUAUCGAAUUUAUACCAAGGCGCGGGAUGGGACGUGGUGCGAAUCAACUACCUCGGCGACUGGGGUAAGCAGUACGGCCUGUUGGCGUUGGCAUUCGAGAGAUACGGCGAUGAGGCGGCGCUCGAAGCGGACCCGAUCAACCACCUGUUCCAGCUGUACGUGCGUAUCAAUAGCGACAUGACGGCAGAGAAGGAGAAUAUCGAGAAGCGGAAGCAGGACGGCGAGGAUGUGACAGAGCUCGAGGCCAACAGCCUGGACGAGCAGGCCCGUCGCUACUUCAGGUUGAUGACGGACCGAGAUCCGGCGGCGCUGGCGCAGUGGCAGCGCUUCCGCAACCUCAGCAUCACCCGGUACCAGGAAACGUAUGCGCGCCUUAACAUCCACUUUGACGAGUACAGCGGCGAGAGUCAGGUACCAGAAGAGAGGAUGGCAGAGAUUGGACAGGAGAUGCAGGACAAGGGUAUCAGCAAGGAGGACAAGGGCGCCAUGAUUGUCGACUUCCAGGAGCUGGUGCCGGGCAAGGAAGGCAAACGGCUGGAGAAGCCGAUUGUCAAGAAGCGCGACGGCACAGCGUUGUACUUGACGCGUGACAUCAGCGAGCUGCUGGGCCGCCACGAGAAGUACAAGUUCGACCGCAUGAUCUACGUCGUGGCGUCGGCACAGGACCUGCAUCUCAAGCAGUUGUUCAAGAUCAUCGAGCUUCUGGGCCACAAGGAGAUUGCGGACAAGUGCCAACACAUCAACUUUGGACUGGUGCUGGGCAUGAGCACCCGCCGAGGCACGGUCAAGUUUCUGGAUGACAUUCUGCGGGAUGUGGCCGAUAAGAUGCACGAGACGAUGAAGAAGAAUGAGAAUAAGUAUAACCAGGUGGAUAACCCAGAGGCGACGGCGGAUACGUUGGGAAUCAGCAGUGUCAUGGUUCAGGAUAUGACGGGCAAGAGGAUUAACAACUACAACUUCAACAUGGACGCCAUGACAUCUUUCGAGGGUGACACCGGCCCGUACCUGCAAUACGCGCACGCGCGCGUGUCGUCGAUCCGCCGCCGUGCCAACCUGACCGACGAUGAGCUCGUAUCGGCCGACCUCUCGCUGCUGACGGAGCCGCACGCGAUCAACAUUGUCCGGCUCCUCGCGCUCUGGCCGGACAUGGUGCAGAACACGCUGCGCACGCUGGAGCCGACGACGGUACUGACGUACCUGUUCAAGAUGACACAUGCGUUGAGCAGCAGCUACGACCAGUUGCAGGUGGUCGGGAGCGAGCGGGAGUUGAUGAAGGCGCGCAUGGCGCUGUAUGAUGCGGCGCACACGGUGCUUGGCCUCCCAUACAUCGGAAGGGUGCACGACAUCCCCUCCAAAGCGUCGUGGGUCAAGUUCUACGAAUGGAGCAAGGAGUACGGACCGAUCUACCAGACGCGCAUCUUCGGUACAACCCACGUGUGGAUCUCGAUGGAAAGCGUGGCCCAGGAGCUCCUGGCGAAGCGUUCAACUAUCUAUUCCGACCGGCCAAUGAUCCCGAACCUCCCGGACAAUCGAACUAGUGGGGAGUACCUGGCGCUGCUGGGGCACACGGCCUCCUUACAUUCAUACCCAACUGUCGAACGCGAUCGCUUCCUCUACCUGCUCUGCCUCGACCCGGCCAAUUACAUCGAAUGGAUUGAGCAGUUCACAGGACGAACCAUCUCCUGGCUGUGCUGGGGCACGGCAAGCCCAGCCCAGGUCCUCCGGCACACGACCUUUGGCCUUCUCGAGACAAUCAGCCCGGCGGGCUCGUUGCCGAACAUGGUUACUUUCUUGAGACACGUUCCCUGGUGGAUGAGCCCGUGGAAGAAAAAGGAACAGGCUCGGCAUCAACUCGAGGGAAGACUCUUCCGCGCUAAUGUUGACCAUGUCACUGGGGGAAUGAACCUGGAUCAUGGCCAUGAUAACAAGGACAGGAACGCAAAGGGUAACGGAGCUGACAAUCCAGGAAAAGGCGAACCAGCAGCACUCUCGGAAAACCCUCACCCUGCUGAACCCAGUUUCAUCCGCACCUUCUUCGAAACCAAAUCCUCCCCCGACGAGCGCGUCCGCGCCCGCUGGGGCGAACCAGACCAAGCCUCUCACGUAGUCGGACUGAUGGCCAUCGCGGGUGCGUUGACCAUCGGCAGCCCCAUCCAGAGCUACAUCCUAGCCAUGUGUCAUUUCCAGGAGUGGCAGUGCAAGCUUCAGAAGGAAAUCGAUGAGGUGUUGGGAGGCAGGUGUCCACAGUGGGAGGACCGGGCGGAGUUGCCGUUGUUGAGGGCCGUGGUGAAGGAGGUGAUUCGGUGGAGGCCGCCUGUGCCGACUGGGAUUCCGCAUGCGAGUGAACGAGAUGAUGUGUAUGAGGGGUAUCAUAUCCCCGCUGGCGCUACGAUACACGCCCUGGAGUGGGGCAUCACCCGCGACGAGAGCAAGUACCCAGAAGCCGAAACCUUCAACCCUUACCGCUGGCUCGACCCGUCUUCCCCUGUCUACCGCGAACCCCUGACUGAAUACCCCAAACUCUCCGGCUUCUCCCAAUUCGGCUUCGGCCGCCGCACCUGCCAAGGCAUCCCCAUCGUGGAGCAAGACCUCUUUCUAACCAUGGGCGGCAUGGCCUGGGCCUUCAACAUCGGGUGCAAAAAAGAUCCGGUCACAGGCGAGGAUAUCCCCGUCCACUGGGACGAUUACACCCCGCUGUUGAUCGCCAAGCCCACGCCGUUUGACUUCCAGGCUGUACCGCGGUCGAGGGCCAAAGUGGAUGCCAUGCGGGAGAUGUACCGAGACGCGAUGCGGGAGUUGGAGGGGAAGAAGGGCGGGGACAUGGAUGUGGGUGCGUUUUAUAAGGAUUUGGGGGAUGCGCAUGUGGCUGUGGCGAAGGAAAAGGAAGAUGGUGAGAAGAAGAAGAAGCGUGAAGAGAAGGUAAACCCACCGCCCCUCCCACCCCGUCCUAAGAAACCCCAGAGCAGCGGUAUCAACAUCAACGCCGAUCUUGACAGGCUAGACACGGGAACCGUAACCUGUCCGACGCCGAAUCUCACGUUUAGCGGGCCCACCACGCCUGUCUCCGAAGAUGGACCGGGAACACCGCCUAGUGGGGGAGAGGGAGGUGAAGGAGAGAAGAAAUAUGGACAGUUGGUGUACAACACUCUGGGGCGGGCGGCUGCGUCGGUGGAUGCUGUGCAGAGGGUGGGUGGUCGAGGUCAAGGUCUGGAGCAGAGGCAGGAGCAUGGUCUGGGUCAGGGUCAGGGUCCACGGUUCGUUCAGGAGUCGCGGGAGGCAACCGAAGAUCUGGCGAUUGAGACAGUCAGUAGUCAGCGGAUUGCGUGGUCGUGGUCGUUUGGGUUUGGGUUGGGGUUUCUCUGGGGGAGUGGACAGGCUAGGUCGGAGGGCAGAGAGACGCAGAGAGAAGUGGAGAGUCGUAGACUGAUGGAGAUGGAGUAA
Molecule: messenger RNA, 3981 nt
Organism: Dichotomopilus funicola
Lineage: Eukaryota; Fungi; Ascomycota; Sordariomycetes; Sordariales; Chaetomiaceae
Exons: 8
Coding region: 1-3981 (1326 amino acids)
Biological process (GO): arginyl-tRNA aminoacylation
Cellular component (GO): cytoplasm
Molecular function (GO): iron ion binding; arginine-tRNA ligase activity; heme binding
Source: RefSeq, a predicted model, not a curated record